UGACGAACCUAUGACGACAUUUUAUAAAUGUUGCAAUCCGCAAUGCAGUCACAACUGGCGCGAUUAAAGUUUCAUUUCUUACUUGGUGGAAAGAGAACCAUAAGUGAAAAGUAUUUGGGUGCAAUGGCUACUUUUUUGGAAAAUGCUUCAGAAGAAAUUCAAGUAUUAAGUAAACACAAUAAACAUUGGACAUGUAAAGGAAAACGAAGUAUAGCAAUAGCUGCUAAAUUAUUGGAACAAAAUGAAAUUAUAGCAAUUCCAACAGAUACUAUAUAUGGUCUUGCUGGUACUUUAUCAAGCACUUCCAUUAAAAAACUUUAUGAAAUUAAACAACGUGAUAUAAAUAAACCAUUAUCUAUUUCGGUUAAUAAUGUAAAAAAUAUAAAACAGUGGGGUAUUGUGGAUCAUUUAUCAGAUAAAAUGUUAACACAAAUAUUACCUGGGCCAUAUACAAUCAUACUAAAAAGAACAGCAGCCUUAAAUCCUGCUUUGAAUCCCAAUCAUGAUACAAUUGGUAUUAGAGUACCAAAGUAUAAAUUUAUAAACUGUGUUUCUAAGAUUGUAGGACCUUUAGUCUUAUCAAGUGCCAAUAUAAGCAAUGAAAAGAAUUGCUUAUAUGCUUCAGAAUUUAAACAUUUGUGGCCUACAUUAGGUGGGAUAUUUCAUGAUAGUGAUAGAUAUGGUAGAUCAAAGAACAGUUUUAGAAAAGGAUCUACGAUUGUUGAUUUAUCUGAACCACAGUGUUAUAAAAUUAUUCGCCAUGGGAUUGGUAAAGAGUAUCUUAUUUCGUUAUUAGAACAAUAUCAUUUACAGAAUUGUUUCAGUUAAAUGCAUUAUUAUU
This is a messenger RNA of Eufriesea mexicana, 841 nucleotides long. It is a transcript of the gene Tcs1, whose product is annotated as Threonyl-carbamoyl synthesis 1. The coding region runs from base 28 to 828 and encodes 266 amino acids. The record is from RefSeq and is a predicted model, not a curated record. Gene Ontology annotation, biological process: regulation of translational fidelity. Gene Ontology annotation, molecular function: nucleotidyltransferase activity; double-stranded RNA binding; tRNA binding. The transcript has 2 exons. NCBI's taxonomy places the organism in Eukaryota, Metazoa, Arthropoda, Insecta, Hymenoptera, Apidae. Gene Ontology annotation, cellular component: cytoplasm.